Messenger RNA from Lodderomyces orthopsilosis Co 90-125, 909 nucleotides. RefSeq lists its product as uncharacterized. Bases 1 to 909 code for a protein of 302 amino acids. Lineage: Eukaryota; Fungi; Ascomycota; Pichiomycetes; Serinales; Debaryomycetaceae. The transcript has a single exon. The record is from RefSeq and is a predicted model, not a curated record.
AUGACAAAAUAUGAUGAGCUGCAAAAUUUCAGUUCACAAAAAUCUAAUGCUACACAACACCCUUUUUCUAAAGUAACUACACAACAUUCAGAUGGAUACAAUACUACUAUGAGACAACACAUCAAAGUCAUACAAAACAGUGCAAUACGACUACUACCGAGACGCCAGGUCAGCACGGGUAUACUACCCGGAAACGAACUGUUUAGUGUGGCUCAUAGGAAAUUCACUCCAUCCUUCUUAAACCGUUUCACCUUCAUAGAUACUAAAAAACAGGCAUAUUCUUAUCAUGGAAAAGAACAGAGACUCAUAGCUCAAAGAGAUGGUCCAACUAUAAUUGAUAGAGUUUCAAAUGCAUCUAGUGAUGCAAAGUAUGAACAGCAUGUACAACCUUUGGUCAACUAUGUUAAUCCAGUGACGUUCCUGAAUGAAGAGCUUGCAUGUAUAUCCAACGGACUAACCAACUUGGAACUCCGAAUAGAAGAUGGGGAGGGAAAGGACGUAUUUAUUGAAACCGAUCUUCUCCGACGACUAGGGAAGCAUACUUUCAGACUUGCAUUAAUUAAUCAAUUUAGAAUUUUCAAAAACGUUGGAUAUUUGUCAAAUUCAGAGACAGAUAUUGAAUCGGACAUCAUUUGGCUAUUAGAUAACUCUCCAGUAAUUGAGUUUAUGAAGUUGAAUGGGCUCUCGAAAUGUGUUUCCCUAAAUCGAGAACUUUUGAUUAACGAAAAUCUUACUGAAUCCGAAUUUGAAGCAAAGAAAAAGGUUGUGUUUAAUGCUACAGCGAUUGGAAGUUUUCAUACUAUGAUCGGACUAAUUCACUUCAACCCCCGGUCAGGACUGCAAGAAUUAAUGGAUAAAAUUAUAAAUGGUAAACGAGGCGUAUAUAAUAUAUUGAAGCAAAGUGCUUGA